Molecule: messenger RNA, 711 nt
Organism: Durusdinium trenchii
Lineage: Eukaryota; Dinophyceae; Suessiales; Symbiodiniaceae
Source: the annotation of a GenBank genome assembly
AUGCGCCUUCGAACAUGGGAGCUGCUCCAAGGUGAUUGGGAGCUGCUCUCCAACUUCCGCUGGGCUCCUUCCACCACGCGCGAUCCGCAGUCUGAAGUCGAGGAUGACGCGUUGUCUGUGGCUUCGGCAGACUCUCAGUUCUCGAUCACCAGCGUUUGUACAGUGCACGGAUGGCCUGCCUUGGGCCCCCCUGGACAGUGGGUGGCUCUGGAAGAUGGGGCUUUUGCUUCCAUGAAAGAGGCCUUGCUCCAUGGCGGAGGUGGCUUGGAGGGCGAAAAGGCCUUGGAGAUGCAGAAAGGUCCGAUCCCGAAGCGCAUGGCCAGGUGCUUUGUGAAUGGAUAUCGCCCCAGGAAGAUGAAGCACUUGCCAGCCAUCGAUGAGGAGCUGGAUGCUGAUCAGGACCUGAUGUUGUGUGAUGAUUCAACGUUUCGGGGCUCCCCCACAAAGUUUCUGGGGCUCCUCAUGAUGGCUGACUGCCCGAUCAGGAUGGGUGCAGUGAGCCUUCCAAGCACUCAAGGUGACGAGAAGUCAGAGGACUGGUGGCUCCGCAAGGGUCAAGGCUCGUUGCUGGCGCUGCGCCGCUGGAAGUACGAUCGCCGGCCCAGCAGCUGCAACGAGCAGCGGCGAGAGGCCGUGGGGCGCUUGGAGCCGACCUGGGAGUAUGAAAGUGCCCUGGACCUAGUCAGAAACGGACAAGGGCAUCGCUACUAG